AUGUUCAGGAAGGAUGCCGCCCCCAGGCUCACGGUCGGCAGACCCGGCUUUGGCAGGCCGACGUCCACCCCGCGCGGCAGCGAGUCGGGCGCCGUGGCCGCGACGUCCCCCGACAAGCACCGCGCGAGGCUCCAGCCCCUCGGCAAGCGCGGCUCCGACGUUUCGGACCCCGACACCGUCGGGGACCUGCCUCUGAUGCCGGCACACAGCAACUUCCGCGGCAAGGCCUUCUCGGCGCCCCGGCACUCCCUCUCGCCGGAGCACCUGGUGGUCCAGGACGACCCGCGCGGCGAGAACGUCGCCGCGGGCAUCCUCGCGAGCCCCGCGACGGUCGCGAGCCCUGCCAAGUGGACGCAGAUGAAGGCAGUGUCCUUCAUGAAGCGCCGGGGCGCGCAGACGACGGACCCGAACGCGGACCGCCUCACCGCGGCGUUCCAGGGCAUGUCGAACCUGUUCCGCACCAUCGGCGACCACCUGCGCAUCACGUCCGAAGAGCAGCGGCGCAUGACGGAGGCGUUCUGGCGCGACCUGGAGACCGCGGACGCCGAGGAGGCCGAGCAGCGGCUCGUGGAGCUACAGCGGGCGGUGGACCGGUACGACCGGGAGCGGGUCGCGGCGGUGCGCAUCCAGCGCGCGUGGCGCAGGAGGCUGGCCCAGCGCCAAGCGGUGCGGGCGGCGCGGCGGCAGGAGCUCAGGCAGCGUGUGGCGGAGCACGAGGCCCAGCUGACCGCGAUGUGGGACGAGGAGGACCGGCAGAUCGCGGCGAGGAAGGAGGCGCAGAGGGUGAAACGCUUGAAGCAGGGUCAAGAGCUGAUCAUGAAGCAUGUCGACCAGUACAUCGAGAAGCGGCGCGAGGCGCUGGCGAGGCUGGGAAAGGUCAUGCCGGGGCAGGGCGGCGCGGACGGGGAGGGGUUGGAGGGGGAGGACUCUCGUGCUGAGAGUGCGGGGGGCGGGGUGCCGACGGUGACGUGGGCGCAGAUCACGAAGUGGCGCGCGGAGCGCAAGGCUGGGACGAUCGGAGACGUGGAGCUCGUGCUGCUGCGGCAGUGGGAGUACAAGCUCGAGACCGGGAGCGCGGUGAUCGAGGACGGCAUAUUGUACGAAGUGGACGAAGUGCAGACGGCCUCGUCCGGGCCGCAAGCUCCCGACGAGCCCGCCACGCUGUCGCUGUUCACCAUCGAUGCCAACUUCUUCGACAGGGCGCGCUCCAGGACGAUGGACCGCAUCGCGAGCCGCAGCCGCCACGACGCGUAUGCUGCGUCGGACCAGCAGCCCCCGGGCAGCCCCGCGCCCAGCACCGAACCUCACAAGGCGCCGGAGUCCAGCCACAGUGCGCGGAAGCCGCCCCCGAAGAGCGUCGCGUCCUUCGUCGGACGGAUCUUCCAGGGCCACGUCCCGACGCGUCUCGCGAUCGGUUCUGCGUCGAGGGGCGUGUCUGCCAUGGACACGGUCACCGAGGGGGGUGACAUCGCCCCGCAAACAUCGACGGCGAGCCCGGGGGCGGGGGGCUCGAGGGUGGCCACGUCGCCCGCUGCGUCGUCGCGCAGGUCAGGGCAUAUACGUCGCGCGAGCGAGGCCGUCGCGGACGACGCGGGCGCGUCCGGGCCAUUCAGCGAGGCGUUUGGGGUGCGGCAGGGGGGGGGUGAUUCGCGGCACACGGAGCCGCCGGCUGACAACACGCUGUCUGUGGCGCGCGUCGGGCCGGUGCGGGACGCGAAUGGCAAGAAGCUGCGCAGGAAGGAGGAGGGGUCGGACGCGGACGUGCCGACAGGGUGGGGGGUGUCUGCAUGGAACGAGUCUGGCGAGGAGCACCCCCUGAUCGUCGGGCUCGGUGGUGGGCGCCCACCGUCGCAGGGCGUCGUCGCUCCGUCCUCGGGGAGCGGCGUAGAUGCGCCGCCGCAGGUGUUUCCGUCGGCCAACGACAAUGUUGAUGCUGACUCAGGAUACCUGCGGUGGGGGGCGUUCGGGGCCGCCCCCGCCAGGACAGGGCCGUCGCCGCGUGCAUCGACGUCGCCGCGGCCCAGGCACGUCGGAGGCGAGUCUGCGCGGCGCAGUCCCCUCCGCCCUCUGCAUGACGAGCUCGGCUGGGCCUCGCCCCGCCUCACGACGGCGCCGGCGGGCGCGAACCGGCCGAUCCAGAUGCAGGGCAUGCGCGCGGGGACAGAGAACCACUCUGCGAGCGUGCACGAUGCGGCCCUGGACCGCGACCGGCCGCGAUCGCGCCAACACCUGGGCUCGUUGCCAAGCACUGCGCCGGCCGUCGACGGGACAUCGCUUCUGACGGGCGCGCUGCGACGCGGCGAGAAGCCGGGCGGUGCGCACGUGGACUCCGACGGACAGCACGUGACGGUCUGGGCGGCGGCGGAAGCGCUGCAGGGCGAAGCGAGCCUCUCGUCGCUGCACGUCGGCGCGCCGCCGCCGCCGCGGGAGCGCAAGGCGCUGAUGCCGGGCAACCGCUCGCUCCUCCAGGCCGCGCAGCGGCCCCGGUCGCCAUCGCGCGGCGGACCCGCGCUCGGAUCCCCGCCAACGACGCCACGAGGUCCAUUGGAGUUGGCGUGCGUGGCGAGCGCCCCGCAAGCCUCCGGCCAGCGCGCGCAGAACCCCCUUGUUGCCGUCGCGAACGGCUCGGCUGCGGCGUCGGGCUCGCCGUCCCGCCGGGCGGCGUCUCCGGAGCCUUGCCUUGACUACAGCCUCUCGCUGCAAGUGCAGCACCUCGGCGGGGCCGCGAUCGGGCGGAUGCUCGGCAAGCUGCCUACGCCUGACCGCAGCAAGGAGCACGUGGUGCGGAUGGAGAUGCGCACGCCGGAGAACAAGGCAAGGGAGCACAUGCAGCAGGAGGCACAAGCGUUCUUCGCGGACGGCAUGUCCGGGCGGUCGCUCACGCCGGAGGGCGUGUCGCUGGACAAGUUCAUGCGGCCCUCGGAGAGCCCGCAGCGGAGGGGUCCUGGGCUGGGACUCAUCGCGCGGGGGCAGCACGUGCGCGUGAAUCGGAGGACGAUGCCAGAGGUGCUGGGCGAGGGAACGGCAGUCGUGGACGAGGGUCUACCGGAGAUACGUGCCAGCCAUCGGCGGGCGCCGGAAGACGAAGCAACGGCGUCCGCGACGGCGGUGACGCCGCACGGCAUGACGCACCGUGCGGCGACGCGGUACAAGCAGGAGACCCCCCCCUGCCUGCAGCGCACGAUUCAUUCGGCGCUGAAGAUCGGCUGGCAGGGCGGAGGGUCGAACCCGCUGCCGCAGGUGCACCAGCUCGGGUUCGGGAUGGCGGAGGUGGAGCGGGACACGUCGCCGGAGCACACGCGGCCUGCUUGCCAGGGCAUCGUGGGGCGCCUGUCACCGGACCCGUCCACGCGGCGAGUGGGCAGGCUGUCGCUUUCGGCGACGCAGGCCGGGCUGCGGCCGCGUCCACAGCGGACAUCGCCCCCGCGCUUCGCCGUUGCCCCGCGUUGA
This is a messenger RNA of Pedinophyceae sp. YPF-701, 3450 nucleotides long. Lineage: Eukaryota; Viridiplantae; Chlorophyta; Pedinophyceae. The record is from the annotation of a GenBank genome assembly.